Messenger RNA from Endocarpon pusillum Z07020, 963 nucleotides. RefSeq names its product 4-hydroxy-2-oxoglutarate aldolase. The transcript has a single exon. The record is from RefSeq and is a predicted model, not a curated record. The coding region runs from base 1 to 963 and encodes 320 amino acids. Lineage: Eukaryota; Fungi; Ascomycota; Eurotiomycetes; Verrucariales; Verrucariaceae. Gene Ontology annotation, molecular function: 4-hydroxy-tetrahydrodipicolinate synthase activity.
AUGACUCUCAUGGCGACCAGCAGCGCAUCACCACGUGUACCUAUGCCAGGAGUAUGGGUUCCAGCUGUGACUUUCUUUAAUCCUACCACCGACGAGAUAGACCUUGAGGCACAGGCCAAGUAUUACCAAUAUCUCUCGCGAACUGGCUUGACUGGUUUAGUAGUCCUAGGAACCAACGCAGAGACACUGCUUCUGACACGCGAAGAACGAGCUGCGUUGCUGCGAACAGCUCGAUCAGCAGUAGGAUCCUUUCCCAUUAUUGCAGGUGUCAGUGGUCAUUCUACGAAGCAAGUCUUGGAGUAUAUCUCCGAUGCAUACGAAGCUGGUGCCAAUUAUGUUCUGGUUCUUCCAGCAGCAUACUUUGGCAAGCAGACUACGCCAUCGGUCAUCAUGAGGUUUUACGACAUAGUUGCGGUGCAGUCUCCUUUACCCAUAGUCAUCUACAAUUUUCCGGCAGUCUGCAACGGUGUUGAUCUGGAUUCGGAGACGAUCAUUGCCCUCGCCGAGGAGCACUCCAAUAUUGUAGGAGCCAAGCUUACGUGUGCCUCUGUGGGGAAACUCACACGAAUCGCAGCACACUUGACUCCUCAAAGGUUCUCAGUCUUUGGUGGACAGUCAGAUUUUCUUGUUGGUGGCUUAAGUGUUGGCUCUGCUGGCUGUAUCGCUGCAUUUGCCAACAUAUUCCCAAAAACACUAACCAGGAUAUAUGACUUAUAUACCUCGGGUCAGACCACCAAGGCACUGGAGCUACAGCGAAUCGCUGCCAAGGCUGAAGGUUCGUGCAAAGCUGGAGUCGCAGUGACGAAGUACGGCGUUGCCAUCUUCUCUGCGAAAGCUGCCGGGAUCAGCGAUGCAGAGGAAUUGCUGCAGCCUCGGAGUCCGUAUGAAGCUCCUUCCGAGGCUGCAAAGCAAGCAAUACGGGAAGCGUUGAUGACACUGAACGCAGUUGAGGUCAACCUGUAG